Striga hermonthica is the source of this 885-nucleotide messenger RNA. The record is from the annotation of a GenBank genome assembly. Lineage: Eukaryota; Viridiplantae; Streptophyta; Magnoliopsida; Lamiales; Orobanchaceae.
AUGGCGACAGCACUUCCGUCAAUAAGAUAUCAUCGCUCUCUCAUUCCAAAUCUCGCGGUCUUUAGGAAUAAUGCUCUCAAAUUGUCUGUUACUUCCCAUAAGAAACCCAAAAUGUGCUGUAGCAUGAGGAAGACAACUGCUGGUCUUACUGAUUCUUCGCAAAUUGGGGUUUUGAGGAGGGAUUUAAUGCUCGCUGGAUUUUCUUCCUCAUUUUCUCUAAUUUUUCCAAUUUCAGGAUCUAGUGUUGAGGAAGAGCUGAAAAUGGACAUUUUCGUUGAUGAUAUUAAUGCUUAUUCGUAUAUGUAUCCGAAAGAAUUGCCGUCUGAUAAGUUUGUCUUCAAAUGGGUGGAAUCUAGAAAGCCGGAACGUUAUUCUUCAGCUGCACCACUGUCCCCUGAUGCACGCCUUCGCAUUGUGUCCGAGAGGGUUGAUUUUAUUGAUAAUCUCAUAAUCUCAGUUUCGAUAGGACCCCCCAACUCACUUGUCUUGAAAUCUAAAGACACCAGUACGUGGAGCGCGAAAGAUGUUGCUGAUUCCGUUUUAGCUGACAAGUCUGCUCUGCGGGUUACCUCAAGUCAACGAAUGGACGAAAGUUCAGUCCUUGAUGCACAUUCUUCCAUAGUUGAUGGCGAGCCAUAUUGGUAUUAUGAAUAUUUGGUACGCAAGUCUCCAACCAAAAAUGCUCAGGAGUCAAACCUUUAUCGACAUUUUGUAGCCUCAACAGCUACACGUGAUGGUUAUUUGUACACUCUCAGCGCUUCAACUUUGAGCAAGCAAUGGGAUAAAAUGGGACCUGUCUUGGAGAAGAGUGUGGCGUCUUUUCGGCUUCUCCCUCCUACAGAAAACUAUGUACCUCCUUACAAGGAUCCAUGGAGAUUUUGGUGA